AUGGUAUUCCAUAUCGAAUGCGUUCUCGACUUGGGAACCUCGAAAUGGGUGGCUGCUUACGCCAUCUACAAAGAUGAAGAACGCAUUCCUCCGGAGACUCCGCUCAUGAUCGCAGAUCGUGCUCACGAGGUGCCUGUGAUAGCAACGUGGGUUGGCGAUGAUUUCAAGGAGGGCUUCGAGCUCGAGGCUAUGGCAAACAAAGAUCGCAAGCUUUCGAACAAGAUUAUUAGCCACCACAAGCUGGGUUUCUACGAAGGUCCAGAGACUGAAGAGCAUAGGAAGAAGAUCCAGGCCAUCCUUGAUGAUAUCCCCGGAAACAGGACACUAGACGAUCUGACUACUGAACAUAUCAGAGCUAUUAUGAAGCACAUCAGAGAGGCUCUUCUGAAAUGCGGAGAGAAAACCCACUAUGGCGAGCCCGUCUUCAAGCGUAUGAUCCGCGAAAUGCGGGUAAGAAUAACGGUUCCGCAGAUCUGGAGCCCAAAGGCAAGAAGACGCAUACAGACUGCUGCAAAGAAUGCCGGACUGAAAUUCGUGGUGCUCGCCUAUGAGCAACAAUGCGCCCUAUCGUUUCAAGUCAACAAGUGGUCCCAGAAAAGAGAGCGACUAGACAAACCGCUGAAGAAAGGUGACAGUAUUUUGGUCGCCGAUCUUGGCUGUGGCACCGGCGACUUUGCCGCCUACGAACUGGAUGAGGAUCUCGAUACGAAGAGCAAACUUGUCACCAUUGAGCACUCGACUGGAGACAUCUGUGGGUCCUUGCAAGUCGAUAUCCUGCUCUACGAAAUGCUCAAGAAGCAGGAGGGCGCGGAAUGGCGCGUCGACACCGCGGACUAUCUCGGAGUCACUGAGCGGGACUUCGAUCGCAGAGCUCUGCAAGCUAUUGAGCGAGUCAAGAAGGAAUUCGCCGGAAAUGAAGAUAAGUACAGUAUGAAGUCGAGAAACUUCACCUCCUUCGACAACCACUUGUAUCGAAAGCUUUUCUCGGAGCUUCCUGAACACCCGCUAACAUUUCUGCCUUUCGAUUACAGAUACAAAAGCUUUCAAUUAGAUGCAAGGCAGAUCCAUAGUGCUCUGGACCAAGUCAUAGCGAAGGUCACGAAGAGGCUCGACAGGCACAUUGACACGCGCAAGCCUCGCGUCAUCGAGAUCACUGGCGGCUUUGCCAAGAACAGCCAUCUGAUGAUGAAACUGCGUAACAAGUACGAGCCCGCAGGCAUCGACGUUGUUCGCCCGAAUAUCACUGACAUCUCCGACUGCUACCCCGUCGCGGUUGGCGGGCUGCUGCGGUAUGAUAGCAUACGAGCGCCAGUCCUGCCAUCUCAGUUUGGCUAUGCAUUGCUCGAACGACAGCCCUUUGACCCAAAUCUUCACCGUGACUCAUACGAAGAUGGAGAUUGGGAAGAAGAUGAGAUCAUCACUAAGCAAUGGGUCAGAAACGAUCCAUUUCAUCCAGAGACUGAGGUUGUCGAUGAUCGGCUUAGGAUCAUUGUCCAGAAGGGCCAGAAGCUCCUUCCAGGCCAGGUGGUACGGAAGAAAGUCUCACAGGUCUAUACGAUUCCCAUGGCGAAGCCAAGGAUUACGGCGGAGCUAGUCUACCUGACCGCCAAGCUUAAGGACUACAUGGCGGCGAGGAAACUCGAAGAAAAGGAGGAUGCAAACAAUGACGACGAGUGCAAAUUCCGCGCAGGUGUCCAUCACUGGGCUUCGGUAGAUCUUCCAAUCGAGUUGAAGGAUAUCAGGAACAAGGGGUUCCAAGUAGUAAAGGAUGAUGGCGAGAAAUUCUGGGAGGUCCGAGCAUUGGUUUGGAUCAAGAAUGGACCGCAGGAUAUGGAGAUUGCUUUCGAUGUCCUAAAGCCGAAGCAGGAUGAGGAGUGGGAUAGCGAUAAGGAGGACUCGGAUGAUGAUGAAUUCGAUGGUGAAGUGGCGUUUACGGUCAGAGAAACGAUUUGGGACUCGAAGCAUUCCGAGCGGCAUUCAUCGUGUUUUGAUGGAGACUUAGUAAGCAGUUCUACCAACCACUGUACAACGCACGGUCUUCUUGGCGUCCUCAUAUUUUUCACACUCCACAUGUACAAAACAGUAUCUCAGAGACAUGAACCAAGAACACUUGAGCGACGCAAGGUCAGACACAAUGAGAGGCGACAUCCCAAGACCGUCAGCAACCCGGACCCGGCUAUUCUAUCGAAAGUACGUCGUAAUAUCAACUCCCAUCUUCCGAUCAUAACUAAAAUCCAUCACACAGAACCCCAAAAUACAACCCGACCCACAUCAUGGCGAUCCGCCGACGAAAUUUUCGACAAACUGAAAGCAGAACUCAAUAGGCAAAUUUUGGAGGAGAAAGAAAGAAUUUCAGAGCUGCAGAAGAGACUCGCGAGGCUCGAUGUCGAUGCGAUGAACGAUCGUCGCGAGAUUCAGAUUUUGGGGGAGGAAAGAGAAGAGCGUGUAGAGAGGAGUGAGAGCAUUGCGGCUGCGGCGAAGGCGGUUGUGAGGGCUUCUUGGAGGGAGUUUGGGGCGAGGAUGGAUGAGUUGACGGAGGUUGUGGAGAAUGAUCGAGGUUCUCGUUGUGGCUCGCAGGACGAGAACGUUAUUCAGGUCUUAGCCGAGUCUGUCGACUUCUAUCGUGUCUCUCUGCAUGCAUCAGCUUUCUGA
This is a messenger RNA of Pseudocercospora fijiensis CIRAD86, 2652 nucleotides long. RefSeq lists its product as uncharacterized. The transcript has 11 exons. The record is from RefSeq and is a predicted model, not a curated record. The coding region runs from base 1 to 2652 and encodes 883 amino acids. Lineage: Eukaryota; Fungi; Ascomycota; Dothideomycetes; Mycosphaerellales; Mycosphaerellaceae.